UCAAAAGACAAAACAAAAAUAAAUAAAUAAACUCCUCCCUCGCUCUCUCUCUCUCUCUCUAAUUCCUUCUUCAGCACUACCGCCUCAGCCCCUUUUCUCCCAAUUCAUCAAUAAAACUGGUGCUGUCAUUGGAUUUCAGAAACUGCAACGGCUUCCGGCUCUAGCUUCAGGUCAAGUAUCAUUGCGCUUGGUGAAAGAUAGAACAUGAUUUAUACGGCAAUUGACACAUUUUAUCUGUCAGAAGAACAGCUGAAGAAUUCACCGUCUCGUAAAGAUGGUAUCGACGAGGCCACUGAAACUACACUUAGAAUCUACGGUUGCGACCUCAUACAAGAGAGCGGCAUAUUGCUUAAGCUACCACAAGCUGUUAUGGCGACUGGUCAAGUCCUAUUUCAUCGUUUCUACUGCAAGAAAUCAUUUGCUCGGUUUAAUGUCAAGAGGGUUGCAGCUAGUUGUCUUUGGCUUGCUACAAAACUUGAGGAAAGUCCUAGAAAAGCAAGGCAGAUACUGAUUGUCUUUCACCGGAUGGAAUGUAGGAGAGAGAACUUGCCAAUAGAGCAUUUGGACACAUCUUCCAAGAGAUACGUGGAUCUGAAGGCAGAUUUGAUUAGAACAGAAAGGCAUCUUCUCAAAGAGAUGGGUUUCAUCUGCCACGUUGAGCACCCUCACAAAUUCAUAUCAAAUUACCUUGCUACACUGGAAAUUCCCCCAGAACUCAGACAAGAAGCUUGGAAUCUUGCAAACGACAGUUUGCGCACAACCUUGUGUGUCAGAUUUAAAAGUGAAGUUGUGGCCUGUGGUGUCGUAUAUGCUGCAGCCCGCAGAUCUCAAGUGCCAUUACCUGAAAAUCCCCCUUGGUGGAAAGCAUUUGAUGCCGACAAAUCUGGAAUUGAUGAGGUUUGCAGAGUUUUGGCGCAUCUGUACAGUCUUCCAAAGGCUCAGUAUAUUCCUGUUUGUAAGGAAGGGGGUUCCUUUGCCACACCUACUAAUCGACCAUGGGAUUCGCCACAUCAGUCUGCUUCAAAGGAUAGUCGAUUAGCAGGAACAACCACAAAUGAAGACACCAAUGCUGCAAAGGCACCUUCCACUGUUGUCAAUGCAGAAGCUGGUAAGGAUGAACUGGUUAAAGCUGCUCUCGACAAAUUGAAGGAUUCAAAGAAAAGUGACGACGAAGGUAAAAGCAUAACGAAUGGCGGCGAGUCAAGAGAUGAACCUGAGGCUAAAUUGGCAUCGGACACUAGGACAGAGACAGGUGGCGAAAGGAUAAAGGAGAGGGAUAGAGACAGGGAAAGGGAGAGAACUAGGGGCAGAGACCAUGAUAGAGGGCGGGAAUCCGACAGGGAACGGGGACGGGAAGACUAUGAAAGGGGCAGAGACAAGGUUAAGGAGAGGGUUCAUCGUUCGAGGGACAAAGGAAAAGAUUCUGGACGCAUGGAGAAGUCCAAACAUCAUUCUUCUCGAGAUCACCACAGCUCGUCUUAUGCAUCAAAAGAUAAAGAUCGCCGCAAGCAUCAUUCAUAUGCUUGACAUAUUUGAGAUAGUCAUUCAUUUUGAGCGACAGUGUUCUUCUUCUUCACAAGCGUUGCUGCAGAUUACAGUGUUCCAAUUUAAAAGCUGCUUGUACCUUGUAAACUAAAUACUCGAUAGAUUGAAGCACAGCUCUGUUUUAGAACUUGCCACAAUUUCAGUAUAGCAUUUUGAUCUUUCCAUGUAAUGGCUCCACAGAGCAGUUUGGUGAAUCUUGAUCGAGGAAUGUAUGGUUUUAUUUUGGCCGCA
Molecule: messenger RNA, 1776 nt
Organism: Salvia miltiorrhiza (redroot sage)
Lineage: Eukaryota; Viridiplantae; Streptophyta; Magnoliopsida; Lamiales; Lamiaceae
Product: cyclin-L1-1
Exons: 9
Coding region: 205-1527 (440 amino acids)
Biological process (GO): regulation of transcription by RNA polymerase II
Cellular component (GO): nucleus
Molecular function (GO): cyclin-dependent protein serine/threonine kinase regulator activity
Source: RefSeq, a predicted model, not a curated record